Messenger RNA from Arachis duranensis, 1223 nucleotides. Its product is annotated as transcription factor LUX-like. The coding region runs from base 211 to 1068 and encodes 285 amino acids. The transcript has a single exon. Gene Ontology annotation, cellular component: nucleus. NCBI's taxonomy places the organism in Eukaryota, Viridiplantae, Streptophyta, Magnoliopsida, Fabales, Fabaceae. Gene Ontology annotation, molecular function: DNA-binding transcription factor activity; DNA binding. Gene Ontology annotation, biological process: regulation of DNA-templated transcription. The record is from RefSeq and is a predicted model, not a curated record.
ACUUUAUAUUUUGACCUUGGUGCAUCACUUUCCUUAUUCACAGACACAACCACCGCCGAAUCUUAAGAGAUAUCUAUUGUUGUUUUAAUCUCUUCAUAUUUCUCACUCACUCAUUACUCUUAUUGUUUUUAGAUCCAGAAAUCCAAUCCAAUUUCCUUAACAGUUUUCGGUUACUAACAAAUUCAACUGUUUAUAACGGCCAACGCCGGGAUGGGUGAGGAAGUUAGGAUGACCGACUACCAAGACGACGACGGAGUCGCCGACUGGGAAUUGGGCCUUCCGGCGGCCCACGAUCUCACCCCGCUCUCUCAGCUCUUGAUCCCGCCGGAGCUCGCCUCCGCCUUCAGCAUCUCGCCGGAGCCACACCGUUCCCUUGUCGACGUUAAUCGCGCCUCAAAGAACACUUUCUCCACCCUCCGUACCGGCGUCAACGCCUUCUCCUCCUCCAACCUCAACCCCUUCCAAGACGAGGGAAACGAUCCCGCCGGCGACGACGAGGAAGAGAUCGAUCCGGCCGGUUCGGGAUCCAAUUCGAGGAAGCUCCGGAAGGUCGAUUGUGCGGAGGAAGCGGAUUCUGUGCCGCGCACCGACAGUGCCGCCGCCGUGAAGCGACCGAGGCUUGUGUGGACACCGCAGCUGCACAAGCGAUUUGUGGACGUGGUGGCGCACCUAGGGAUCAAGAACGCGGUGCCGAAGACGAUCAUGCAGCUUAUGAACGUGGAAGGGUUGACCCGAGAGAACGUCGCCAGCCACCUCCAGAAGUAUCGCCUCUAUCUUAAGCGGAUGCAAGGGCUCUCCGCCGACGGACCUUCUUCCUCCGACCACCUCUUCGCCUCCACGCCGGUUCCUCAAAGCCUCAAUGACAGCGGCGGAGGAGGAGCAGGAGGAGGUGGAAGUGGCCACUCCCGUGGGAACGGGCACCUUCCGGUUCCGGUCCCGAUGCAUUAUCCUCCGGCGGCAAUGAUGCCAAUGCCGAUGCUCGGCAUGCCACAUGGCUUUCAUCAUCACCAUGUGUUGCAGCAGAGGGAUUGGUCCUACCCACCACAUGUCACUCCUAAUGAUAAAUGAAUCAACUGAUAGAAUUUUAUUAUCUCCGGUGAUUGAUCUUUGCUUCUAAUUAUUAUGAAUGAAUCAACUUCUAUUAGAAUUUUGUUUUUCAUCUUUUGUAGCACAAUUGUAUCGAGGGUAUUAUCGACAACUUAUAAAUGAGGAAUUACUCUUAU